Messenger RNA from Punica granatum (pomegranate), 978 nucleotides. The record is from RefSeq and is a predicted model, not a curated record. NCBI's taxonomy places the organism in Eukaryota, Viridiplantae, Streptophyta, Magnoliopsida, Myrtales, Lythraceae.
AUUAAAAAGAAAAAAAAAGGAAAAAGAAAAUUCCAAAAUCUUAAAAACUAAAAGCUGCAAUUACAAACCCCAACUCAUUCCGUUUCUCUCCCAUUUUGUCUCCCCGUCGCCUCCCUCUUCCCCUUCUCCUCUCUCUUUCAAGAAGCUCUCAGCUCAGUGAAAUCGAUCGAAUGGCGGGAAAAGGCGGAAAGGGGCUGGUGGCUGCGAAGACCACCUCGGCUGCUAACAAGGACAAGGACAAGGACAAGAAGAAGCCCAUGUCUCGCUCUUCCCGUGCCGGAAUUCAGUUCCCUGUGGGCCGUAUUCAUCGGCACUUGAAGACAAGGAUCUCAGCCAAUGGUCGGGUUGGUGCGACUGCUGCUGUGUACUUGGCCUCAAUCCUCGAGUACCUGACUGCAGAGGUCCUCGAGCUGGCUGGCAAUGCAAGCAAGGACUUGAAGGUGAAGAGGAUCACUCCGAGGCAUCUCCAGCUUGCUAUCAGAGGUGAUGAGGAGCUCGAUACUCUCAUCAAGGGGACCAUUGCAGGCGGUGGUGUUAUCCCACAUAUCCACAAGUCCUUGAUCAACAAGACCGCCAAAGACUGAGAACGCCCCAUCUUGGGUUUAUCUAAUGUUUACUUACUCGAACUAGCUGUGUUUAUUGUCUUUAGUCGGGAUGACUGUAGGUUCAAUAGGUGUGAAUUUUGUUGGCUUGCCUUGCUAGUAGUAGUGUUAGUAAUGUUUCUUCUUGUUAGCUUAGAGACAAAAUCAGAUCAGUACCAGUACCAGUGCCAUCUAUUUAUCUCCUGCUUUAUCUUUGGACUAGUGUAUGUAUUAUUUACUGUUUCAGGUAGAACCUUUUGGUUGGUUACUAAAAGGUUUGAAUCUUCUUGCCUUGUCUAUCUUAACAUGUUCUGUCAGCUUAACCUGUGCAUUGGGCCGACAGCAGUUUGUAAUUAAGAUUCGAGAAUGCAGGAAUGGUGGUCUAUGUUCUUUGGUU